Oldenlandia corymbosa var. corymbosa is the source of this 1454-nucleotide messenger RNA. NCBI's taxonomy places the organism in Eukaryota, Viridiplantae, Streptophyta, Magnoliopsida, Gentianales, Rubiaceae. The record is from the annotation of a GenBank genome assembly.
AUGGCUAUUCAGUUUGGUAGGAUUCCGAUGGCAAAGAAGAAUAAGAAGAAGAGAAAGGUUAUGGAUCUUGUAACCUACAAACUAAAGUUUAGGUUUUUGGCAGCGAAGAAGAAGAAGAAGAGGAUUAAGUUUUUAGCUCGAAAAACUAAGAAACUAAGGCCAGAUAGGGUUAAGGAGAUGGGGAUUGUUGGAGUUCCAGAUGAUGUUAUACCCGACAUAUUAGUUCUCCUUCCGACAAAAUCCCUCAUGAGAUUGAAAUCCGUUUGCAAGCUAUGGAAAACCAUAAUAUCCGGUCCAAGAUUUGCCGAAUCACAUCACGAGCAGUCGAAAGCCAGGCCAGAAGCUAGUUGUAUGUGGUUGUACAUCAAAACAAAUUCUUCGACCUUACCACGAGCAAUCUUCCCAGUGGAUCCAGACGGAACUUUCUCAAAACGGCUUAAAACUUACAACUUCCGGGGUAGCAUCCCGUGCUCGGAUAUUGUCAAUGGGAUGGUUUGUGUGUGUGGAGAUAUAAACGACGGGUAUCAACUUCACUUACUUAACCUAACUUCAGGCGAAACCAUACCCUUGCCAAAACCUAGAUAUCGACUGAAUAGUUGGUGGAUUCAGAAUCGAUGGUCUUUUCAUAUCUUAUGUAUGGACAAUAAGUAUAAGGUUUUGUUCGUUGAAAUAAAUCCCGGAAGAUACGUUGGAAAUAUUGAGAUUUUAACCUUGGGAACAAGGAGAAUGGGUUGGAGGAAGGAUAAGUACUCAUCAUACCAGAAUGGUCCUAAGGCUGUGAAGUUUUUUGAUUUUCGGAAUGAAAAGUUUUUCCAGCUAAAACUUCCGGAAGGAGUGGAUGGAAGCUGGGAAUUGGCUCGGAUUGGGGAUGACGUCGGACUUGUGCGCCGGAAAAGCUAUAACCCUUGUGUGUUCAAGGUGUGGAGAUACGAAUCUAGGGUCAAAUGGUGGACAAAGUACGAGGUAAAUCUGGGGAAGCAGACAAUCUGCAACGUUAAAUUCAUUGGACAGACAAGGAAAAGUAGCGAGAUCUUACCCACUGGCCACAAAUCGCGGAAUGAUCCUGUCUUGCGGUAUAUUUUUUUUGAUUUUGAAACAGGAAAAUGCAGUAGGCCUUCUUUUGAAGUAACUUACCCAGGGACUACUCUGUGUUGUCAUGGUGUUAGUCCUGCUGUUAGUCAUCAUGUCGAAAACAUUCUUCCUUUGAGAUCUCUGAUCGAAAGCGAAAACUACCGAUGAAAAUGCUGGAAAUUCUAAAAGGAUGAAUGCAGUACAUGUCAUUCAUCCUAAAUUGUGGUAGUUAUUCAAGAGUAUGGCUCAUCUUAUAUAUAUUUGUUUGGUUGUUUAAUUUCCUCCCUUUAGGAACCAGAGUGUAGUCUCUUAUCUGUUUGAGUAGCUAGGUAGCAUUCAUCGUUUUUCAGAUUUCGGCAUAAAGAACUGUCAUGAUUCUGCAA